Messenger RNA from Vespula pensylvanica (western yellowjacket), 1091 nucleotides. RefSeq names its product cytochrome c. The coding region runs from base 282 to 608 and encodes 108 amino acids. Gene Ontology annotation, molecular function: electron transfer activity; heme binding. The transcript is spliced from 5 exons. NCBI's taxonomy places the organism in Eukaryota, Metazoa, Arthropoda, Insecta, Hymenoptera, Vespidae. The record is from RefSeq and is a predicted model, not a curated record. Gene Ontology annotation, biological process: mitochondrial electron transport, ubiquinol to cytochrome c; mitochondrial electron transport, cytochrome c to oxygen. Gene Ontology annotation, cellular component: mitochondrial intermembrane space.
AUUGAAAUACCUUGGAACACAAGCUCGGACAUAUCACUAGUGGUUUAUUCAUCGAUCGAAGCAUCUAUUCGCGGUCAGCGAACGGUUGAUUCACGUCCUUCUCUGUUACUGAAGAGGCACGAGCGUAUCUAACAAAAAUGAUUCGAUGCUUCGAAUAAUCGUACUCGUGAUAAAAUUCGUUGAGAGCAGACGCCUUUUGAUGACGCAGGCGUCAAUGAUUUCCUCAACCAUCUUUCUACGUAACUACUACGUCACGAUCACGAAUACUCGAAGCAGGAACUAUGGGUGUACCAGCAGGUGAUCCAGAAAAGGGAAAGAAGCUCUUCGUACAGAAAUGUUCACAAUGUCACACGAUAGAAGCUGGUGGCAAACAUAAAGUGGGUCCUAAUUUACACGGUCUGAUCGGUAGGAAAACUGGCCAAGCGCCCGGUUAUGCGUACACGGAUGCUAACAAGGCUAAAGGCAUCACUUGGAACAAGGAUACGUUGUUCGAAUAUUUGGAAAAUCCAAAGAAAUACAUUCCCGGCACGAAAAUGGUGUUCGCCGGUUUGAAGAAAGCACAAGAGCGUGGAGAUUUAAUAGCUUAUUUAGAACAAGCAUCGAAGUAAAGUCGCUGUGCGAUAUCGAAGGUGGUGAAGCAGCACGAAUUCUCAUGCGGGUUGAAUGUCACGCAAGAUAUCUUAGUACGAUUAUCAUCUUCAUUCUUGCGUACGUUUAUCUCACAUUUCAUCAAAACUCAUUUUAAAUGACUCUCCUCCUUCUGCCACUAAAAAAAAAAAAAAAAAGAAAGAAAGAAAGAAAAAGAAAAGCGUUUUCUCGAUAUUCAGAUAGUGACGAAUUGUUAUUAUUGUUAAUAAGUAGGUAUACAGUGUUGUAACUAUGUACAUUGACAAAGAGGCUUGGCUAGUACUUGCCCCAUUUCUUCAUCUACGAAGAUAUUCCGGUGUUCGUGUCACGAAUGGCUGAGCCAUUAGAUAAUCCUACACCGUAAUUAUUUAUUAUCAUUGUACCGAUCGAAUCAUUCGACUAACGUUUGUCUUCUCUGUACAACGUACCACCGUCAGAAUACAGAUUCGAUGAUAAAUUCGUAA